This is a messenger RNA of Camelina sativa (false flax), 829 nucleotides long. RefSeq lists its product as uncharacterized. The record is from RefSeq and is a predicted model, not a curated record. NCBI's taxonomy places the organism in Eukaryota, Viridiplantae, Streptophyta, Magnoliopsida, Brassicales, Brassicaceae.
UCGAGCUCGAUGGAUCUAUGAGUUGGACAUUUAGCCAUCUCAUCACAACUUCCUAUCCUCUAUAUAACAAAACCUACAACUCCCAAAGGCUUAGAUCUCUCUCCUUCUAUAUGCAAGUGAGAGUAUUUGUAAAAAAAAAAAAAAAAACACAAAUGGCACGCUUAGAAAUGCACAACUCCAUAAAUGGUGCUGCAAGAAGCUCUUUCUCUAACGAGUUUGUCGAAAUCAGAUCGGAGAAGAGUAAUGCUAAGAUCAACAACAUUAGCUCGAGAAGCUCUUUCUCCAUGCACUCUGCUGAUGUUCCUCAAAGGAAAGAUCUUACCUUUCCAGGAGACCAGUCACGUCCACAGAACACUUAAAGAAGAGCUUCUUGUGGAAGAAGAGGGUUCUGGUGUCGAUCGCAACAUCUUUUCCCUCAGGCCACUAUCGUUCUCUUCUUCAUCUUUUUCUACUAAGGGCACGUGGAGGGAGAUGUUGGGCCUUAAGAGGACUCAUGUUAGAUCUAAGAUCACUGAUGAAGUCAGUGAGGCAAAUGUUUAUUCAAUGAGUCAAGAUCACAAAACAAUCUCAGGAAAUGUUGCGACGGAGUGUCAAGUUGCAGAUACAUGAUGAACGAAUUGUAGAGAGGUCUCUUUGGUUUCUAGAAAUUAAUUUAGAUUAUAUUUAUGAUAAUCUAGAUUGACUGUAUCUAUAUGUUCUUUGGGGGAAGUUGGUUCCAACAACUCUUUUUGGUUCACGUGUUUUGUUGUUCUUGUCAGUGUUUUUGGUUUGUUGUGGAAACAAUUUGGUCGGAACGUCUCUGUUUUUCAUGCAAGUGAUGAUUUGUGUG